AGGGCAUUUUGUGUCGUAUCUAGAUAUAUAUAUACAUAGAUGUCCAAGUCGUGUGUAACCUCAUUGAAGUUGAGUGUGAAUAAUAAAAUUAGUUUAUAAUUUGAAUAUUAUAAAGCAGUUCAUAAAUUAUUAAUGCACCCAUUUUCCUGUAGUGAUUAUAAGUGGUGUUAAUAAACAAAAAAAUUAAAUAUAAAAGUACAGCAUAAUUAUUGCAAAGGGCAAUAGCUGUCAUACUUACCUAAGAAGCUGGAAGAUUCUUGAAGACCAGAUGACAUCUGAUGACCUGAAACGGAAGAAAAAGAAUGAUUAAAAGAAAAUUUAAAAAAUAUAAUGGUGUAUACUCAUCUAAUGGGAAAUAUAAAUAAGCCUAUGAUACAGUAUUGCUGAUAAAUCGUGAUUACUCACUUGAGACUGGAACAACGAGGAACCUAACCAGAGAAGAAUUGGACAAAGACAGUUAUCAGGAAUUGAUGCGCAGUUUUCAAUACACUCAUGCUGCUUUGCUCUAAUAAACAAAAGGAAAUUACUAAGAGUAAACAAGGAGCUUUAAGAAUAAAGUCUAUCGAAGCAAUAAGCAAAGGGUUCAAAGAAAUGGAUGAUCAAUACCAGGGAGGUGAUUCUACUCUUGGAAGAGGAAAGAGAACUAAUAAGGAUAAAGGAGAUUUGAAUAAUCAAGGAAGAGACAUAGUCAGAAUGCAGGAAGGGAGAUAUCUAACGAAUAAGUAUCAAGGAAACAGGAAUAGGAUAAGAGAAGGAAAGAGUUCUGAGGAUCCAAAAAGGAUAGGCAAAGGAAUUGUAAAGAAAGAAUUGAAGAAAGAUGUUGACUAUAGGAAGUAUAAGACAGAGAUCAAAAAGGAUAAAGACGGAGGGGAAGGAUCCAAGACUAUUCAAAUAAUACAAGAAAAGAAAGUAAAAACAAAAAGGAAUAACCCACUAGUGAUCAUCAAACCUGAAAAAGAGGAAGAUUCGAGCGACGCAUACACAGAUUCGACAGCAGAUGACACAAAUGCCUAUAAUAAACAACAAGCAUUCGAAUUGAUCAGUAGUCUUCAGGACAGCGCCGAGUACGAAGCUAACCAGAAUACAGCAGAGUCAAGAGACAUAAGAAAAAUGAUGCAGCAAAUGAUUCAAUAUCUUAAAAUUCUAGACACAUGUUCCAAAUUUUGGCACAAGUAUGAAGUUGGAAUCGAGAAUUUAUUUACAAAUUUUGAAAAGUUGCAGGAAGAGUUAGAAGAUAAAUUGCGUAAAGCUUGCGGAAGAGUAGUAACCGGAGAGAUUCAAGAAAACAAAAGAGAUGUGAAUAAAGCCGAAAAUAUUGAAUUGAUUGAAGAAAAGGAAACUGAUGUCAAUAUGAAUAAUAAAGUAGAAGUUGCAAGUAAGAAGAAAGCACAAAUGAAUGAUAAAAAAAAAGACAAACCUCGAGUUUCAAGAACGAAAAUAAUUAAGCAGAACAUUAAAAUAGUUAAAGGGAGAGAUCCAAAGCUGGAUAUGAAGUUAAUAGUUAGACUGGAAAACCUAAAAGAUGAACAAAUUUCUCGAGAGUUGGAAAAUAAUAGGUCCAAACGGGCAAGAAAACAAACCAAGUUUUUUGGUGAAAGAAGCAACGAAGCUGAUGAUGUAAUCAUGGCUGACCGACCAAAGUUUGUUGAUGAAAAUUUAAUUACUAAAGUCAAGCGUAGAAAUGCGUAUUAUCAUAAAAAAAUUUUAGAAGAGGGUAUCACUCCCAGAAGGAUGAACCCGAGAUCUAGGGCAAUUCGCAGUAGAAAAUGCAUGGAUACUAAGAGAUCAAAGGGAGGAGGCAGACCUAGAUCGUCGAUCUAUGCGAGUGACUCUAGUGAUUAAAAGAGAUAUUUAGUUUUGCUACAAAACAUGGUUAGCACAGGCUUAUAUUAUAUUAUUUUGUAUUAACCUUACUAUUAUGAUAUUAUAUAUUAAAGCUAUAAGAUUUUAUAUAUAUAUAGUUUGAUACAAAUAGUUUUAGAAAAAUUUCCUAAAAUAUUCGUAAGGGGAAGAAUGCCACAGGGAGUCACGGUAGCAUAUAUGUAAAAUGUGGCUAGAAUACCGUAAAAUUAUUUUGCUGAAAAUUAUGUAAAAGAGCGCAAUUAUAUAUCCCGAAAGAACUAAUGAUUUAAACACAGAUCUGAGUCAUACGUCUUGAAUUAAGCAAACCGUGACAAAAGCGUUUAAGCUAUUUACCAUAAAUUUGUUAAUUAAAAAGUAUUAUUGUCAACUCCGUAAUUAUAAGUCGUAUUAAAGAUUAUUAUUACACAAUAAGGAAGAUUAAAGAACAAAUACCAGAGGGUUUUGAUUUA
Molecule: messenger RNA, 2312 nt
Organism: Cephus cinctus (wheat stem sawfly)
Lineage: Eukaryota; Metazoa; Arthropoda; Insecta; Hymenoptera; Cephidae
Product: CAP-Gly domain-containing linker protein 1
Exons: 2
Coding region: 493-1842 (449 amino acids)
Source: RefSeq, a predicted model, not a curated record